AUGAAGGGCGGUGUGCGUUUCGCACUCUGCGCUUCAUUACUCCUAAUCUUCUCCUUGUACUUGUUGGAGGCACAUCUCAAAGAUAUCUUUAGCCAGUAUCGCGCCGGCGCAUACCUAAUUGAUUGGAUCAACCGAAAUGGAGCCGCUCAGCUUUCCACCGUCGGCAAUGUCCCCGUUCCAGGAGACAAGGUGAUUGUCAUGGCUAAGCUACAAGAAGAGCCUACCGACUGGGUACAAGAGCAGCUACCAGACUGGCAGCGUGCUAUCUACAUAGUCAACCCCUCUGAAGAUGCCCGUUCCGAUCCCCAAAUCCUCACGACACCUCUGAACAAAGGACACGAAUCUAUGGCCUACUUGACGUACGUAAUCGACCACUACGACGUUCUCCCAUCAAUGGUCGUCUUCCUCCAUGCCCACCGCGCGGGGUUCCUCAUGGCAUGGCACAACGACGCCCCACUCCACGACAACGUCAAUGCAAUGCGCAUGCUCCAGACCAACUUCGUCCAGGAAAACGGCUACGUUAAUCUCCGCUGCAAUUGGAACCCCGGCUGCAAGGAAAGCCACCGCUUCAAUCAGCAUGUCACCGAGCAGGUCUGGUGGGAUAUUUUCGAGGGAACGAGCACGCCGCCAUUGAACGCUUCGUCACCGUAUGAGCAGGAAUUUGCUGGGCAACGAUAUAUGCGCAAGCCGGAGCAGAUCGGUGCGGCGUGUUGUGCGCAGUUUGCGGUUUCGCGAGGCCAGGUGCUGAAGCGACCCCGUGAGGACUAUGUCAAGUUCCGGCAGUGGAUUAUCGAUACCGAAUUGAAUGAUGCCAUGUCAGGACGAGUGAUGGAGUUUUUGUGGCAUGUCAUUUUUGGCAUGGAAGCCGUUUACUGUCCCGAUGAGGAGCUUUGCUAUUGUCAGGUCUAUGGGAAAUGCUGA
Molecule: messenger RNA, 921 nt
Organism: Penicillium brasilianum
Lineage: Eukaryota; Fungi; Ascomycota; Eurotiomycetes; Eurotiales; Aspergillaceae
Source: the annotation of a GenBank genome assembly